This is a messenger RNA of Paramuricea clavata, 1733 nucleotides long. NCBI's taxonomy places the organism in Eukaryota, Metazoa, Cnidaria, Anthozoa, Malacalcyonacea, Plexauridae. The record is from the annotation of a GenBank genome assembly.
AUGUUACUUUAUAUCGUGAUUGGUGCUGUUGGCGGGUUUUUACUUCUCGUCUUUGUUACUGUUUGCUGUGUAUGUAACAAAAAUGGAAGACUCCGUCGCCAUAAAGUAAGGUGUAAAUUUGCAUUGAAAUUUAACAGAAAUAUUUUACACAAUAAAUCUAAGAUAAGUUCUUUGAAUGUUUGCAUGGCGAUAAAAUAUAAUUGUUUUUGUUUGUGGAAACACCACGCAAAUUUAUCACUGCAAAGCUUUCGAUCCGUAAGCCCGGAUCUUCAUCAGUGCUAAUAAUAUCAUAUCUGCACGCCAUUUUGGGCUGCCUAUGAUAUUAUUAGCACUGAUGAAGAUCCGGGCUUACGGAUCGAAAGCUUUGCAGUGAUAAAUUUGCGUGGUGUUUCCACAAACAAAAACAAUUAAAUCUAAGAUAGUUCAAGGAAUAUAAUUACAAAUCAUUGUUUCUUUAAUAUUACCAUUUAAGUUUUACAGGGUAUUUAACAAUAAUUUAAUUAAAAUAUAAAUGAUUUAGUUGUCCAUAUAAAAAGAAAUAUAAAAUUUAAUGAAACUGUUAAUGGUAAGUAUUGCCAAGUCCGUAUUUCCAAAUAAAGCUAGACAUGUUCUUCAGAUUUCACUACGAACACAACGUAAACGUCAACAACGGGGAAAACAAAGAGAACAAGGUGCCUUCACAGUGAAUUCGGGAAGGAUGUCUGCUAAGCAGGAUCAUUCUGAACACCAUGCAUCACGCUUGAAUGGAAAGGUAAAAGUGGCUUUCACAAACUUUAUGCUGAUCAUUUAAAAAACCCGAAUUAUUCCCGGUUAUAAGUUAUAUAAUGUUGUACUUGUGUCAGGAAUAUUAAACGCAGAGAAUUAACGGUUUAAGAAUAUAGUAAGGGUAAUUAUAUAUAAUAAUACAUGAUUUGUAUAUAUAGAGGAUAUUAUAGACGGUUGCGAAGAGAUACUGAUGGAUUUUAUGUUCGAGUGGCAAAAACAAUAUCAAUUAAAAUAUAAAUGAUUUAGUUGUCCAUAUAAAAAGAAAUAUAAAAUUUAAUGAAACUGUUAAUGGUAAGUAUUGCCAAGUCCGUAUUUCCAAAUAAAGCUAGACAUGUUCUUCAGAUUUCACUACGAACACAACGUAAACGUCAACAACGGGGAAAACAAAGAGAACAAGGUGCCUUCACAGUGAAUUCGGGAAGGAUGUCUGCUAAGCAGGAUCAUUCUGAACACCAUGCAUCACGCUUGAAUGGAAAGGUAAAAGUGGCUUUCACAAACUUUAUGCUGAUCAUUUAAAAAACCCGAAUUAUUCCCGGUUAUAAGUUAUAUAAUGUUGUACUUGUGUCAGGAAUAUUAAACGCAGAGAAUUAACGGUUUAAGAAUAUAGUAAGGGUAAUUAUAUAUAAUAAUACAUGAUUUGUAUAUAUAGAGGAUAUUAUAGACGGUUGCGAAGAGAUACUGAUGGAUUUUAUGUUCGAGUGGCAAAAACAAUAUCAAUUAAAAUAUAAAUGAUUUAGUUGUCCAUAUAAAAAGAAAUAUAAAAUUUAAUGAAACUGUUAAUGGUAAGUAUUGCCAAGUCCGUAUUUCCAAAUAAAGCUAGACAUGUUCUUCAGAUUUCACUACGAACACAACGUAAACGUCAACAACGGGAACGACAAAGAGAACAAGGUGCCUUCACAGUGAAUUCGGGAAGGAUGUCUGCUAAGCAGGAUCAUUCUGAACACCAUGCAUCACGCUUGAAUGGAAAG